Messenger RNA from Rhododendron vialii, 2239 nucleotides. RefSeq names its product protein EMSY-LIKE 3. The coding region runs from base 261 to 1640 and encodes 459 amino acids. The record is from RefSeq and is a predicted model, not a curated record. Gene Ontology annotation, biological process: defense response to fungus. Lineage: Eukaryota; Viridiplantae; Streptophyta; Magnoliopsida; Ericales; Ericaceae. Gene Ontology annotation, cellular component: nucleus. The transcript is spliced from 9 exons.
ACAAUUAACCUAAAAUCAAAAUACCCCCUAUAAUAAAAUUUCAAGUCCGCGCAUCUCAACUCCGCCUCCUCUGUACUUCAACUCCCCCUCCGCUCCGCUCCGGAGCCCGUCGAUUGGUCGAUUUCUGUUCCAAACGCGACGCGACAAACUCAAGAAUCGUAUUCGCAGCUGAUUUCGAAGCUUCUGAUCAAAUUGUUCCCCCCGUUUUGGAGCUGUCUCUGCAGAUCUAGGAAGUGUUGCUGGGUGUUACAAAUCUGGCGAUGGACUACGGGUCCUACGACAGCAGCGGAACUGAUGAUGAUCUUCCUCCAUCACAUCAAAAUAGACUUCCCAGAGGGGGCCGUGUUGCAGGGAAUGGAAGAUCUGCUAUCCCUGGUUCUAUCCCAUACCCCAGGAUGUAUGGUGAAACGGAUAUGGAGACCCAAAUUCACCACCUUGAGCAAGAAGCAUACAGUUCAGUUCUAAGAGCCUUUAAAGCUCAAGCUGAUGCCAUUACAUGGGAGAAGGAAAGUUUAAUAACUGAACUGAGAAAAGAGUUGAGAUUAUCCAAUGAAGAACAUAGAGAGCUUCUAGGCAGGGUUAAUGCUGAUGAUGUUAUCCGGAGGAUAAGGGAAUGGAGGCAGGCUGGUGGGCUUCAGGCUGGCAUGCUCAGUACUGGUCAAGCUGUUCAUGAUCCAGUGCCCAGUCCUUCUGUCUCAGCAUCACGCAAAAAACAAAAGAUAAACCAGUCCAUACCUUCUCAAUCCUUUGGUGCGCCCACUCCUUUCCACCUACAACCAGUGGCUGCUUCCGCCCAACCAUCUUCAUCAGCUGCAAAGCGAGGACCGAUUGUGGGAGCCAAGGGCAAGAAGCAGAAACCUGGUCCGAUGUUGCCUGGUGGAUCUGCGACAAAGAUGCAGUACCCUUCCUCAGGUCCAACUGGAAGGGGUCAACUUGGUAAUCGGGUUUCAUCUGGUGCCCUCAUGAGUGAGCGUGCUGAAGGAGCAUCUUUAAAUCCUUUGGUUGGGAGGAAAGUGAGGACUAGGUGGCCAGAUGACAACAAUUUUUAUGAAGCUGUUAUUACCGACUACAAUACCGUUGAGGGUCGACAUGCUCUAGUUUACGAUAUUGGUACUGCAAAUGAGACAUGGGAGUGGGUCAAUCUGGCAGAGAUUUCACCGGAGGAUAUUCAAUGGGAUGGUGAAGACCCUGGAAUUUCUCGUCAGGGGGGUUAUGGUGGAUCAGGACAUGUCGUAGGUAGAUCCGUUGGGCGUGAUGGUCCUCCAGCGGGAGGAAGAGGUAGGGGAUCGACAAAGGGUCAACCAAAGAAGGAUUUUGCCCCAUCACAAAAUGGCAUAGGGAAGAAGGGAUUGGAUGAAAUUCAGAUUCUUCACACGGACACUUUAAUUAAGGAGGUGGAAAGAGUCUUUGAUGCUAGUCAUCCGGAUCCACUCGAAAUUGAGAAAGCAAAGAAGGUGCUGAAGGAGCAUGAACAAGCACUUACGGAGGCACUUGCCCGGCUUGCUGAUAUUUCUGAUGGCGAAAGUGGUAUUGAAAUGCUGCCAACGGUUCUACACUUUUUUCUUCGAAUUUUAAUUAGUACUUCCCAGAUAUAUAGUCCUACCGUGCUGGUAAAUAUUACUACAAAUUUAUUGAUGUAACUUGGGGCAUCUUGUUGUAAAGUUUGGUAACCCAUGCCCUAGCAUUUUUUGAAACUUUCCGUUGUCUUGAUUAGAGGUGUAGCCACUUGAGCAACUAAGAUUAGUACGUUUCACGAGAUCCAAAAUAUGAUCAUUUCAUUUCAUUUCAUUUUCAAUUUCUUCUUUCUUAGUUGCUUAUUUGAUUCAGCUGUUUUGAAACAGAUGAAGGUGGUCGUUUCGUGCCCAUGGACCGACAAUAAUUAGCUGUUCUGCUGGAAAAUAGGAAAGCAGAUGCAUUGGUUAUGCAAUUGCCGUAGAGGGGGUUGCUCAAUUGAUACUUAAAUGGAUCACAGGGGAAGUAUUUUAAAUCUUAGGAUCACUGAAAUGUAGAAGGUCGCUUUUCGUUCUAGGUCUUUGUUGUAGUAUAAUGUUAUCCCCGUAUUGUACUUUCCUAACAUUGGAUAACUCUGAUUAGGGUUUUAGAGUAGGUACAUUUUUAGCUGGGGUGAUAGUCUUCUUUGCCUAGAGGCCAUGUUUGUACAAAAUUAUUUCAAGUGCUUAUUUAGAGAUCAUGUACAAAGUUUGUAUUUCCCCACCUUUCACAUGACUUCUCAUUGACA